Parnassius mnemosyne (clouded apollo) is the source of this 690-nucleotide messenger RNA. Lineage: Eukaryota; Metazoa; Arthropoda; Insecta; Lepidoptera; Papilionidae. The record is from the annotation of a GenBank genome assembly.
AUGAAAAUACAUACUGGAGAAAAACCUUUUUCAUGUAAUAUCUGUAAAUAUCAAUGUAUUCAAAAAAGUCAUAUACAAGCACAUAUGAAAAUACAUACUGGAGAAAAACCUUUUUCAUGUAAUAUCUGUGAAUAUAAAUUUAUUACAAAAAGUGAUUUGCAAAGGCAUAUGAAAAUACAUACAGGAGAAAAACCUUUUUCGUGUAAUAUCUGUGAAUAUAAAUGUAUAGAAAAAAGGUAUUUGCAAAAGCAUAUGAAAAUACAUACUGGAGAAAAACCUUUUUCAUGUAAUAUCUGUGAAUAUAAAUGUAUUACAAAAGGUGAUUUGCAAAGGCAUGUGAAAAUACAUACUGGAGAAAAACCUUUUUCAUGUAAUAUCUGUGAAUAUAAAUGUAUAGAAAAAAGUAAAUUGCAAAUGCAUAUGAAAAUACAUACUGGAGAAAAACCUUUUUCGUGUCAUAUCUGUGAAUAUAAAUGUAUUACAAAAAGUGAUUUGCAAAGGCAUAUGAAAAUACAUACUGGAGAAAAACCUUUUUCGUGUCAUAUCUGUAAAUAUCAAUGUAUUCAAAAAAGUCAUUUGCAAUCACAUAUGAAAAUACAUACUGGAGAAAAACCUUUUUCGUGUCAUAUCUGUGAAUAUAAAUGUAUUACAAAAAGUGCUUUGCAAAGGCAUAUGAAAACGCACACUUGA